Molecule: messenger RNA, 2844 nt
Organism: Calliphora vicina (urban bluebottle blowfly)
Lineage: Eukaryota; Metazoa; Arthropoda; Insecta; Diptera; Calliphoridae
Gene: ZnT49B
Product: Zinc transporter 49B
Exons: 10
Coding region: 518-2581 (687 amino acids)
Biological process (GO): intracellular zinc ion homeostasis; zinc ion transport; transmembrane transport
Cellular component (GO): endoplasmic reticulum; membrane
Molecular function (GO): monoatomic cation transmembrane transporter activity
Source: RefSeq, a predicted model, not a curated record
AUUUCUCAUUUUGAUACGGCUUUGGAAAAAUUUAAAGAUUUUCGCAAAUAAUUUGACAAUUAAUUUAAAUACAAUAAUCAAAUCUGCGAAACCAACAAAAUAACAACAGCUAUAGCCAAUUAAUUCGCGAAAGAUUUUAAACAGCAAAAAUAUUUGAUUUCUAAUGCGAAUGACGUAGUGUUUGUUAAGAAUUUUCUCUAAAUGGAAAUCAAUUACAUACAAUUUGUUCAGAAUCUUUUUUGUAUUUUGUAACCACUAAAUAAAAACAAACAAAAAUUUAGUUUGCUAAAAAAUAACCUUAACAAUCGUGAGAUAAAAUAAAAACAAAAAGAUUGAACUUUUCCACAGCACAUAGAAUUUUAUUUUUAGAAGCAAUACGUCAGAACAGCACAAUAAAUCGUUUUGUUAAGGGGAAGACACCGGGUUAAACGCAGUAAUCUCCUUUUAGAUAUUUAUGGCAGUAAUUGUUUCGCGGCAUCUGUUGGUUUUGUCUCCAUAGUUCAGCAAAUCUUUAGACAUGUUGCCGAGAGGGGUAGAAUUUGUAAAAAUUUUACAUUCGAAGCAACGUAUUAUAAGUCAGCGGGCUGUGAGUCAAUUAUUCAAAAACCAUCAACUACUUCCGACUUGCCGGCAAAUUCUCGAAAAUAAUGUCGGUGAAAAAAUAAACAAAAAUGUUCUUGUUUUGCAGAGGCUUUACACUACUAAGGAUAAGAUAGUUGCAUCCCCACCUACACAAUCACCUACAUCAACCGUAAGAAGCGAUAUUCCUACCACGCAAACAAAAACAACCAAAAAAACAGCUACAGAGCCAAAAAAAUCGGUUAAGGAAGAUGAAAAUGCCGGCUUGGAUGAAGCUACUAAACCUGAUGGAGUAAAACAGACGAAAAAAUUUGAAGUUGAAACUUCAAAGGGUAUAUUAUCGAUAACCACGACAAUUGAGGAUUCGAAAAUCAAUGAUAUUGUAUUCCAAAAGACAAAGGGAGGUACGAAAAAGGCAAAAUCAACAACAAAACAGUCCACUAAGGAGCAAAGUGUUAGCAAGGCGACAAAAGCAAGUGCAUCAAAACUAGAUGUCUCAAUAUCGGAUGCGGUUAAACUGGCUCCUCAAACUGAGGCUGCCAGCAAAACCGUUAUCAUAGAUAUGGCAGAAACUCCAGCGGUGGCGAAUAUAGCCCCUGUGGCUUCUUUACCUUUACCAGAAGUCAAACCAAAACCAAAGCGCGUUAAAGUCGAUUUAAAUCGUUCAUCACUGGAGCGUAAUUUUAUUACACCUGCCCGGGCCAUGAGUGAUUUUUUACUUAAAGCUUCCGAUCUGGAAACAUUACCAAAAAUCAAACGUCGUUCGCCCUAUGAACAAGAACCACCCAUAACUGUAUAUUGGCGUAAAGAUGUAGAGGCUAAAGCAAUCAAUAUUUGGGGUUCAAAAGAGAAUCUAAUAAAAGAGUGUCUUAAGCGUGAAAUUGAGCGUAAAACUCAUCAACAAAAUAUUUUUACGGUUAAAAGAAGACUGCGUGAUUACAGAAGAGAAAUUGGCUCCAGAGCAGCUGUAUAUGAUGAUGAGCCAGGCCUAAGGGGAAAAUCUGGCAAAGUUGUUUUAAUAGCCAUUGCAAUCAAUGGUUUAAAUUUUCUAUUUAAAGUUGGUGGUUGGCUAUUCUCCGGUUCGCAUAGUAUGUUUGCCGAGUCUAUACACUCUUUGGCCGAUACAAUUAAUCAAUGUAUUUUGGCCUAUGGCAUACACAAAUCCACCCAAAUGGCUGACUCAGAUCAUCCUUAUGGUUACACAAACAUGAAAUAUGUUUCCUCUUUAAUUUCGGGUGUUGGCAUAUUUUGUGUGGGUACUGGCUUGUCUUUCUAUCAUGGUAUUACGGGUCUAAUGCAUCCUGAACCUAUGGAAAAUUUCUUUUGGGCAUUUUUCAUAUUGGGCGGUUCAUUAGUGUCAGAGGGUGCAACGCUCUUAGUGGCGGUGAAUGAAAUUAAAAGAUCGGCAAAAUUAAAGGGAAUAUCCUUUAAGGAUUAUGUGAUACAGGGCAAAGAUCCAUGUGUAAAUGUGGUUUUGACUGAAGAUGCUGCGGCUGUAACUAGUGUAGCUGUGGCGGCUGGUUGCAUGGGUCUAUCCACUAUAACGGGUUCGCCUAUUUAUGAUGCUGUUGGUUCCUUGUUAGUAGGCAGUAUUCUAGGAGCAGUAGCUUCAUUUAUUAUCUACACAAAUGUAGCUGCUUUAGUAGGACAAUCUAUACCAAGAGAACAAUUGGAUCGCAUUAAUGCUGAGCUAGAAAGUGAUGUUAUGAUAAGAGCCAUACACGAUGUUAAAGGCAUCGAUAUCGGCAAUUCCCUAGUACGCUAUAAGGCGGAAAUGGAUUUUGAUGGCCGUGAACUAACACGCUCGUAUUUGGACAAACAAGAUCUUAGCGAACUAUUAAAGGUAGUGAAAUCAUUCCAAAAUACUGAUGAAUUGGAACAAUUUUUAUUAAAUCAUGGCGAAAAUAUUGUUGAUUUAAUGGGUGGUGAAAUUGAUCGCAUUGAAAUGAAACUUAGGAAAAAAUUCCCUGAAAUACGCCACUGUGAUUUGGAAAUCCUUUAAGCUAUUUUCAUAUUCUAAAUUCCAAGAGGUCUAACUUUCCUUUAAUUAAGAAACGUGGGUUUCUAUUGCUUUAAGCUUAGAGUUAUUGUUGAUAAUUUUUCACGUUUUUAUGUUUUUUUUUUUUUUGUAGUAAAAGUUUUAAAUUAUUCUCUUUGAAAUCAACGUGCUUUUUAUUUAGUAUAACAUUUGAAUUUUUUGUAUUAAUACUCUUCCCAUUUUUAUAGAAAAAAGUUAUUAAAAUGUUUUAAUUGUAUUUCUGUAAA